Messenger RNA from Acipenser ruthenus (sterlet), 3435 nucleotides. RefSeq names its product protein XRP2-like. The record is from RefSeq and is a predicted model, not a curated record. Gene Ontology annotation, biological process: post-Golgi vesicle-mediated transport. Gene Ontology annotation, molecular function: GTPase activator activity. Gene Ontology annotation, cellular component: cilium; periciliary membrane compartment. Bases 207 to 1268 code for a protein of 353 amino acids. The transcript is spliced from 5 exons. Lineage: Eukaryota; Metazoa; Chordata; Actinopteri; Acipenseriformes; Acipenseridae.
CGAAUUUCCUGCUAUUGGUUGGCUGGCUCUUUGGGCAGAGAAACUGGAAGAGCUCGCGUAGUUUCAUUGCAGCCGUAAAAAAAAAAAGAAACCUACCAGACGUGAAGCGUACUGUUUUACUGACUGCGGGCGAAGCCGAGUUUACCUUAUUAUUAUCUGGGGUUUUGUUUCGCAUUUCAAAUAGGAAGUCACAUCUGACACAGAAAAUGGGUUGCUUUUUCUCAAAGAAAUCAAAAAGAAAACCCGAGAAAGAGCAGGCGGAGACGACUACAGACGAGGAGGCACCAAAACAAUACAGCUGGGACAAACGGGAGAAGGUUGAUCCAAAAGACUACAUGCUGACCGGCCUCAAGGAUGAAACUGUAGGUCGUUUGCCCGGCACGCUCAGUGGGCAACAGUUUGCCAUUCAAGACUGUGAGAACUGUAACAUUUACGUGUUUGAUCACUCGGCCACCAUCACCAUUGACGACUGCACCAACUGCAGGUUAUUCCUGGGGCCGGUCAAGGGCAGUGUGUUUUUCCGAGACUGCAAGGACUGCAGGUGCGUGGUGGCGUGCCAGCAGUUCCGCACCAGGGACUGCAAGAAGAUGGAGGUGUUCCUCAGCUGCGCCACCCAGCCCAUCAUCGAGUCCUCCAGUGGCAUGAGGUUCGGCUGCUUCCAGUACUACUACCCUGAGCUCGCCUUCCAGUUCAAAGACGCCAGCUUGAGCAUUUUCAACAACAACUGGAGCAACAUUCAUGACUUUACACCCGUGUCUGGGGAAACAAACUGGAGCCUGCUGCCCGAGGACACUGCGGUGCAGGACUGCGUCCCCCUGCCUGACACGGACGGGUUCAAAGCGGUCAGGGUAUCCACAGAGGCCAGCAGGAGCAUCGUCCCAAUAACCAGCGGCCAGCGGCGGAAGAACAGCGACGAGUCCUGCCUCUUUGUGUUCUUUGCUGGUGAUUAUACCACAGCUAAUGCAAGGAAACUGACCGAUGAGAUGGUUGGAAAAGGCUUUAUUCUUGUGCAAACUAAGGAGGUUUCAAUGCGACCAGAAGAUGCCAACAGAGUAUUUCAUCAGAAUGCAGAAGACUACAACUCUUUGAUUGAAAAAGGUCCUGUUGUAGCUUUGGAGUUUAACGGAGAGGGGGCAGUGGAGGCAUGCCGCAGUAUGGCAAGCGAUGUCUUCAGCAGCGCCAAGGUGUAUGUGUCUGAAAACAAGGCUUCAGCUUGCAGAGAUGUGGACAAUUUCUUCAACUUUGCAGAUAUGCAGAUGGGAAUUUAAGAUCACAUGAAAAAUAAAACAGUCGCAUCAUCUCUCAGUUUGGUUUCUUUUAUACUUCUGAGUUUUUGUUUUUAAAAUCUUUUCUAACACUAGCGGUAUUGUGUGUUUUUGUUUUAUUUGUAUUAUUAUUAUUAUUUGGCGCUUAACUUUUUUUAGUUUUCUAAAGAAAUUUGAUUGUAAUAAAUAAAAGUAACCAAAGCAUUGCAUCAUGUGUAGCAAGGCAUUGGGCGCCUGUGAUUUAACUGCACUGUUUAUUUGUUAGCUGGGUUGCCCAGGGUUAUCUCUGCAUAAAGAAUGUCAUUUCUGUGUAUGAAUUGUGUGUUGUAUUUCAUUCCAUUGUCUGUUGUACAGUUCUUAUGACAUGUCCAUGUUUAUGUCUUACAUUAUUAUGUACGUUUCUUUUGAUAGAUGGGACAAAAAACAUGUGUUUCUACUUUCGUGUUAACAAAUUGUCCCACUUCUUUUUUUUUUUAAUAACAAUUAUUACUUGAUUGACUGUAGAAGAAACUAGCUCAGAGUGACCCGAUGCAUUUGGACUUUGUAGUAAAAUGUCUAUUUUUAUUACAAAGUAAUUAUUUUUUUAAAAAUCAGGAAAUCCAAAUUUUGUAGUAGCUUUUAUAGUACUAUAUUAUAAUAUAAUAUAAUCAGUCAGUAGUGGAUGGAAAUGUAAAGGCAGUGUCCUUCUAAGAAACCUUUGGACUUUUCUACUGGGAUCCAUUUCCAUUUGUCUUCAUUCCAUUAAAUGGCUUGUUUUGUUGACUACAACAGUGUUUGUGUAGCGAGUCUGAGUAAAUCACAAUUCUGUAUAGCGUUAGAGUCCAUUUUGAUGUGGAAAGUUUGAACCUGUGAAUUCCUACAGGUAGUUAAAGAGCAACACGUGCCCCUAUGAAAUAUCAUGGUUAUCGUUUAGCUAUCCUAGUUCUGCUUGCUUUUUCAGAUUCACAGUGUUUGUCAUUUUCUGUUUCAGUCAUCACAUCCUGGUGAUUAUUUAAAACUCAGCAGUUUUAGGCAACCCAGUUGCCUAAAAGGGCUCUGAACAUGUCUGCUGUAACCCCAGAUUGAAACCAUUAACCUGCACUCUGCCCCACUUCAACACCUGCAAAUGACCACCUUUAUUACAGUGGUACUACAAAAGCAAGUCACAUUUCUAUAGCGCCUUUCAUCACAAGGAUCCCAAGGCGCUUCACACACACACACACACACACAAAUGAACAAUUAAACCAUUCAAUUAAAAACAGAAUGCAGAAUUUGAUAGAACAGAAAUUGAGAUAAGAAAUUUGUUUUUGAAUUGUAAAAAAAAAAAAAAAGCUAGUUUGUAGAAAUAGAAUAUUUAAAAGUCUAAACAAACAUUUUAUUAAAUUAGAAUUAAAAAUGCUGUUUUGAUUGUAAAAUAGGAAAACCAAGAUGGAAAAGCUGUUUUGUAAGAGUCCUACCAGAGAAGGCAUGUUUAACAGCCCCGAGAGGCCCCUGAGGUGUUUCACAUGCUCUGAACAACAACAGGUGCACAUGGGUUAAGGUAACUGAAGGGUUUCCACACUCACACAAGGGUGCUCUUACAUGUGCUCGGCUUAAACAAAGCUAUUCCAGGUUCUCUGGCAGGCUACACUGUCUUACAUUAAAAAGAUCAAGUCGAGGGAUUAGACUUUAGUUUGCAAAAUAUGUCCUUUGUGCUGUUUUGUACUGAUUUAUGACUGGGGAAUACAGAAUGUAAGUUACACUAGUAUGUGAAUAAUUUAAUUUGAAAACAAAAAAUAAUAAUAAUAAUAAUAUUGUAGUUUGAUAUUGCCCUUGAAAAGCCAGGCUGGCCUGUUUAUAUGGCUCACUUAUGAUGCUCCAGUCUGGGUCUGGGGGUGUGGAUUAAAUGAGCUUCACUUUCUAUUUUCAUUGUAAAGGGUUUGCUACAUCCUUUUGUACCUUUUUUGGAGGUCUUAAUGUUUAUCUCUUCUUUUUUUUUUUUUUUUUUUUAAUGGCUGAACAAAGUUGUGAUCUACUUGUUGCUUAAUGUGCUGUUUUGAGUAGGUUUGGAUGUUUGCCUUGGUAUGCAAGCUAAUCCAGUGCUUGGAAUGACAUUUUGUAUAUUUAAAUGUUACAUAUUUUGUAUAUGAUUUUAUUUUGUGGCAGUGGUUGUAAAUUGUGAUUCACAAUAAACAUGAACUGGUGAUGUAAA